Brienomyrus brachyistius is the source of this 984-nucleotide messenger RNA. It is a transcript of the gene cnih2, whose product is annotated as cornichon family AMPA receptor auxiliary protein 2. NCBI's taxonomy places the organism in Eukaryota, Metazoa, Chordata, Actinopteri, Osteoglossiformes, Mormyridae. The transcript is spliced from 7 exons. The record is from RefSeq and is a predicted model, not a curated record. Gene Ontology annotation, cellular component: synapse; dendrite. Bases 82 to 564 code for a protein of 160 amino acids. Gene Ontology annotation, biological process: vesicle-mediated transport; regulation of AMPA receptor activity.
CAGCGGCGCGGAGAGAAGGGUUCCGGGGGCUCCCCCCCUGCCCUCUCGACCCUCGAGGCUGCAAGGCUGGCCGGGGCGGCCAUGGCAUUCACCUUCGCGGCUUUCUGCUACAUGCUGACACUGGUGCUCUGUGCCGCGCUCAUCUUCUUCGUCAUCUGGCAGAUCAUUGCGUUUGAUGAGCUCUGCACGGACUUCAAGAACCCCAUAGACCAGAGCAAUCCCACCAGAGCAAGGGAAAGAAUACUGAACAUUGAGAGGAUCUGUAACCUUCUGCGGAGGCUGGUGGUUCCGGAGUAUUCCAUCCAUGGGCUGUUCUGCCUGAUGUUCAUGUGCGCGGGAGAGUGGGUCACUCUGGGCCUGAACAUCCCCCUCCUCUUCUACCACCUCUGGAGGUACUUCCAUCGGCCGGCCGACGGCUCAGAGGUCAUGUACGACCCGGUGAGCAUCAUGAAUGCCGACAUCCUCAACUACUGUCAGAAGGAGUCCUGGUGCAAACUGGGAUUUUACCUGAUCUCCUUCUUCUACUACCUGUACAGUAUGGUCUACGCUUUGGUGAGCUUCUAGCCAGAAUGCCAGUAGGGAAGGAGAAAUAGAGGAAGUCAAAGGGAAGGAGCUGACUUCUAGAGUCUUCCGUGUCUGGAGACGUGGGUGUCUGAGAAGAGGGCAUGAAUGCGGAGGUCGUGUCACCUUAAAGGUCACCAGCUCAGGCCUUCCGGAAGCAACGUUACACACCUACCUGCAGCGAGAGAAGCUACCAGAGGCACACAUGGGGGGUUUCUAACAAUUGUGUUUUCUUAUUGUUUGUUAGUCUAUUUGCAUAUUUGCGAAUAACCAAUGAUCCCAGUUGUCAUUUUGCAGAUGAUGAUCAUAUUUUGAAUUGUACUCCUAGGACGGGGAAUCCAGACAUUAAACUGUCUCGUUGUUACAAAAACUGGGCUGUUUCGUGGAACGUCUGUGUAAGACCAGCACACUAUGGUACCCCCC